This is a messenger RNA of Aspergillus chevalieri, 1515 nucleotides long. RefSeq lists its product as uncharacterized. Bases 1 to 1515 code for a protein of 504 amino acids. Lineage: Eukaryota; Fungi; Ascomycota; Eurotiomycetes; Eurotiales; Aspergillaceae. The transcript is spliced from 2 exons. The record is from RefSeq and is a predicted model, not a curated record.
AUGGCCAAACGUUCCAACUCGUGGAAGGCCUCCCAACUUGAAAAGAAAAGAAAGGCUCGCUGUGAACUUCAUCUGGAGCAGGGAUACGAUGCGAAAACCCAUCAACAGAAAGAUGCUGAACGAACCGGGGGCAGAGCUUCAAUGAAGACCAAAGAGAAAUAUAAAGAAAGGGUGGGCAAGUACGCGGAAUUUCUUAUUGAGGAGAAGGGCAUGCCCGAAGGCUAUAAAGUUGGAAAGGGACACCCAGCUCCGACACUUGAGGAACUCAAAGAGUUUUUCUGUUGGAUCAUUGAUUCUACGGAGGGCGGGCUUGCUUCUCAGACUGGCCAGUGCUGCUCCCCCUGGAUGAGCUGGGAUGGAGAAGUCUGCUACAGGUAUUCCACCUCUCAAUCCGGCGAAUGUCCCCCCGAUACCACACGCACCAAGAACAACCGCUGUGAGAAGCCGUCCGGUGGCCAUGCCUUCUGUCCCCCUGGUCUCCGCGAGAGCAAAGGCCAAUGUGUCGCCCGCGGACCCUUCUGCCCUCCCUCGACUCAUUACAAAGCCCGACUCAAAGGCUGUGUGGAGGACGAAACGCCUGCAUGUCCCGAUAAGGAUAGUAAGCUCGAGAACGGCAAGUGCGUGUUGAAGACCACCCCGGAAUGCCCCAAGGGCUCCCGCCAGGAAGGAAACUACUGCGUGAACAUCAUCAAGCCUUACUGCGAGGGCGAGGAAGAAGGAACCGUUCACUUUGACGGCACCCAGUGUGUUUCGAACGAGCUCCCCGAGUGCGAGAACACCGAUUUCAACUUUGAUGGAGAGGAAUGUAUUACUGGCCGCAAGCCGGUCUGUGACGAGGCAAACGGCUUCUUCCUCCAGGGUGGCCGCUGUGUGUCCACCAAGACCCCCGAGUGCCCCGACGACGGCAAACUCACUGCCAACGGCGAGUGUGUUUCCCGGAGCAAGCCCAAAUGUAAGACCGGCAACCUGGUCGGCAAGCACUGUGUGGUUGGAUCCGUGACCUGUCCCAAGGGAACCUGGGAUGGCAAGCACUGUGUUACCGAAGACAAGAUCAAAUGCCCUCCCAACCACUCAUGGGUGGCCUGCAAGAACAAGUGUGUCUCCUUUGAAAAGACCGAGUGCGGACCAGGCUACUACGAGAAGAACGGCGAGUGUGUCUCCAAGAACGACCACAUUCGCUGCGACGAUGGCGCCGAGUGGGAUCCCAAAACCCAGACCUGUCUGGGCACCAAGCCCGAGUGUCCCGAGGGCAGUGUUCCUGAGGGAGGCGAGUGUGUCGCCCAGGAAAUCCCCAAGUGCCCUGACCCGGAGCGAUUCGAGUUCAACGGCAAGAAGUGUGUCCUCAAGAAGGGCCCUGACUGCGCACCCGGUUUCCGACUUGACGGGACCGAGUGUGUUUCUGAGAAAGGUCCUGUCUGUGGCUUUGGCCAGGUUCCCAAGGAUGGCCGUUGCGUUUUGGCCUCUGGUGACUGUAUGGAGUUUGAGUUCUGUCCUACCUACAAGCCUUUGCUGUAG